AUGGCGAUGCUUAUCCAGGUGGCGACUUUCUUGCAAGAAUACCUGUAUGAAUCUGGCCACAAGAUCAAGAAGAAUGACAAUGCCGUCCGGUUGGGCGUUAUCUCGACCGCGAUGAUCAACCCUGCUGCUAUAAUUCGACCAGCAGACAGUCAUGGGGAUGUGAUUAUAUCCGCGGUCGCGUCCAGGGAUCUGAAGGCAGCGCAAAAGUAUGCCAAGCAGUACGGAAUUCCGAAAGCAUAUGGGUCGUACGAGGAGCUUCUGGUGGAACCGGGCAUCGAUGCGGUCUACAUAUCAUUACCGAAUGGAAUGCAUGCAGCGUGGGCGACAAGGGCAUUGCAAGCGGGGAAGCACGUCCUUCUUGAGAAGCCAUUCACUGCCAACGCUGACGAAGCCAAGGCGCUGGUGGCACUGGCCAAGGAGAAGAAUCUCGUCCUCGUCGAAGCUUUCCACUGGCAAUGGCAUCCUGCGGCUCACACGGUGAAGUCCCUGCUUCAGAGUGGAAAGUACGGCGAGAUCAUACGUACUGAAGCACGCAUGACCACGCCAGUCGGUACCAUGCCCAAGUCCGACAUAAGGUGGAAGUGGGACUUGGCCGGAGGCAGCUUCAUGGAUAUGACAUACGUUGUUUCGGCCACGAGAUAUUUCCUGGAUGCGGGCACGCCGAAGGAGAUUGUAUACGCCAAUGCGAGACCAAUGAAGGAAGACAAGAGGGUUGACGAGGCUAUGGACGCCGUUUUGAAGUUCGAGGUUGGCAACACGGGUAGAGUGGUGGACGCCCGAGUGUGGACCGACAUGGCCAGGCCAAACAUCGGAUGGGUAAUACCGCGGUUGUGGGAGUUGCCCAGUAUCGAGAUCGAAACCGAGAAGGCUGUGAUAUACUUCUACAACUUCAUGAUGCCGCAUCUGUAUCACUAUAUCUCGGUCUACGACAAAGUGUCAAAGGAGACUACCUACCUGAAAGCAUACAAAGGAGGCCCGCUCUGGGGUACCCGUGGUGAGUCGUGGUGGAGUACCUACAGGUGGCAAUUGGAAGCAUUCAUUGACAAGAUCCGAGGCAAAGACCCAGUCCACUGGGUGACCCUGGAGAGCAGUGUAGCCCAGAUGGAGACAAUCGAUGCCGUUUACGAGAAGUCUGGCCUAGGCAAGAGGCAAGGGCACGCUUAAAGUAUGUCAUAUUACCCGGACCAUUUCCUUGUACCUUGUAUCGUUCGUC
Messenger RNA from Gloeophyllum trabeum ATCC 11539, 1213 nucleotides. RefSeq names its product NAD binding Rossmann fold oxidoreductase. The record is from RefSeq and is a predicted model, not a curated record. The coding region runs from base 1 to 1164 and encodes 387 amino acids. Gene Ontology annotation, molecular function: nucleotide binding. The transcript has 4 exons. NCBI's taxonomy places the organism in Eukaryota, Fungi, Basidiomycota, Agaricomycetes, Gloeophyllales, Gloeophyllaceae.